This is a messenger RNA of Xylaria bambusicola, 1706 nucleotides long. RefSeq lists its product as uncharacterized. The transcript is spliced from 3 exons. NCBI's taxonomy places the organism in Eukaryota, Fungi, Ascomycota, Sordariomycetes, Xylariales, Xylariaceae. The record is from RefSeq and is a predicted model, not a curated record. Bases 281 to 1474 code for a protein of 397 amino acids.
GACCUUUGGUCUCAUGAUCUGUAAUGUUUCCAAUUUCUAUAAGCUCAAUUGAACACUGAACACAGAGUCUCUCAAUCUAUUCGUCCCGGCUCCAAGCUUAUCUGCGUUUUUUCGCCGCAUUUCAGGCCUGUAUUCCUUCCGAUGCCUACCUGAGGUACCUAAGUACAUGCUCACAGCAUCAGCCCCACUCAUCUAGGCAUCUCACCUCGCCUCACCUACCUACUGCUCCGGCCGAUCGUCUCACUCAACUCCAACUCAACUCAUAGAAACAUCUGACGAUAUGGGCAAGCCGAAUAAACCUGACAAUUCCUUCUCCGACACCUUGUCGUUGCACAGUGAUGUCGGCCAAAGCUCUGCUGCCAUCCCUUACGUCGACGACGACGCCCCCGAAAUCAACAUCGACGAUCUCCCACCCAGUUAUACCGAUGUUGCCGAGUCCUCCGAAGCCGCCCCCAUGCUCGCCCACCGCGGUGCCAUGGUCGACGCUGUACUACCCUCCGACAUUGAUGCCAUGGUCAUUACAGAUAAAUAUUGGGGCACGCAGUCUUGGGUCGCCAAAAGUGUCGAGGACCCCGAGACCCUCGAGGCAUAUGUGCACCGGCUUGCCGAGAUCCCACCCCGCCCAUACAUGUCGGUCGUCGGUACACACACCGAAACGUCUAAAGACAGCAAGGGGAAAGAGGCGAAGAAUACCGUGACGGACUUCGAUGUCACCGUUGAUAUGACGCCAUAUCUCUAUUCAGAUGCACAAUAUCGUCAGUCGCACCGAUAUCUGCGCACCGUGGACAACGGGGAAAAAGUCCGCCGCGGGACAACACUGGCCAAACGCCAAAAGGGCUGGAAUCAGAGCAUCGAGGUUGGCGCCGACAAGCCAAGCCUGCAAGAAUGGUGUCACCGCUUCGGUGCGAGCUCCGCCGGACUCAAAUGCUUCACGUUACGCCGGCGAAUGGUGGGCUUCGACGAAGAGGCCGUCAAGGAGCGUCUUGAGAAAAUGGUGCGCGACACGAACUAUCGAGGCCACCUCAGGGUGCAGCUGAUUACCAAAGAUGGCCAAAUCGACUUCUACAACGAUGCCAAGAUCAACCGCUGGCGUCUGACGUCUUGGAUCCGGUGGCUGUUCUUCCUGACGCUCACCUUCAUUUUCACCUGGCCGUACCUCUUCUUCCGCACCAAGAGAUGGGAGGUCGCCGUUGUCGACUGGCCAUUCUCGUACAUCAAUGACCGGGGUGCAAAAUGUUACGUCAGCGUCAGUGAGGACCAAUGGUACAACAUGUGGGGGUACGCCAUCUGUAGAGCCGUGAUGGACAAGAGGCAGAAGUGUCUGGAUCAGUCGGAUUUGCGGAGAGCUCAUGAGGGCGACCCCGCGUUCAACACAGGCAAUGCCGGCGUGGAUGGAGCGCUGGGGCUCUUUAGAGCAGGCAUGAAUGCUAUGGGCGAAGUGAAUCGUCAGCUUGGCUGGGGCGGAGAUUGCUAGGAGCAUCACCUAGACCGGCGGAAGAACCGGAGCCGGAAACAUCUCCUUGUAUUACUAGGAAUCGCGGUCGCGCUUGUGUCUAUUAUGAUUGCCCGAGCAUCAGCCGGGACUGGGACUUUGAUUGUCAUUGGGCUGUUGGCUAAAGCAAGCUACCGGUCAGAACGAGGUAAAGGCCCUCAAUUUCUCUUCUAGAGUCUGUGUCUUAGAUAUUACAACAAUACAGACACAACAC